Molecule: messenger RNA, 1833 nt
Organism: Echinococcus granulosus
Lineage: Eukaryota; Metazoa; Platyhelminthes; Cestoda; Cyclophyllidea; Taeniidae
Exons: 8
Coding region: 1-1833 (610 amino acids)
Biological process (GO): protein folding in endoplasmic reticulum
Cellular component (GO): EMC complex
Source: RefSeq, a predicted model, not a curated record
AUGGCAACGUUGGAUGGUCAUGGAGACGGCUUCACUCCACUUACUCGCGACGUCCACAAUCUUCACAAGAUGCUUCUCACUGUCACGUCUGUUGGGAAGCUGAUCUAUGUGUCGAAAAAUCCACCUGUUUACUCAUUCGCCCCUCCAUCAAUCCACUUAACCACUUGUCUAUUGUCUUCUAUCUUUGGAAUCGAGAGUUCUCGGGGUCGUAUCGUCUGGGAGUACUUUGUGCCAGGCACCCGCCCGUCCAACACUUCAGUGCAACACCUCUUCGCGCAACGCACCACCGGUCAUUUUCCCCUCACCCCCGUGGCCUGUGUGCUUCUGGAGACACAGGAACCGCCAACGCUUCAAUCCGUCCUGCUCUACCUCGAUCCCAUCCUCGGUGUGCCAUUGAAUGCGCAAACGCUGAAGCCGGCGGCGACGGUGGAGGACGCGAUGGUCCGACUACCUCGCCGCAUCAAACUGGCGGCCCUGGUACCAACAGCAGCAUUGAGGCCGUUAUCAGGAUCGAAUCCGACGGUGGAGGGAGAAGCGGAAGCCGAGGCGACGAACCAUGUGCGACCUCUCUGUGUUGUAAUGGAGGAUCUCUCUGUGAUGUUACUGCCUCCCGCUCUAUCCACCAUCAAUCCCAGGAAUUUACUCCCAUCUCACGGUCUCUACAUUUUCGCGUUGAACACCGAGCCGGCCGCUGUCUCGGGUUACCGUGUAAUGGCGAUAGCUAAGACUACCACAGCCCUCACCGCUCAGCCGCUAUGGCAUAUGCACCUCUCUUCAGAGGACUAUCCGCAACGCAUCCUUCAGGCCGCGUUUGCCCGUGCGUUGGCAACCCUGCCUAGUGCAUUUCCUCAACCGGUUUCCCUUGGUUCUCUCCUCGCAGAGCAUGUCUACUCCAUUGGACGAGUGCUGGGUGACCGAAACGUGCUGUACAAGUACGUCAACCCCAAUCUCCUUGCGGUGAUGACCGGGGGAGUGAGCAAUGUAAAGAGCGGCUUGCCAUUGAUCUCCCUCUACCUCAUCGACACGGUGGCGGGACAGAUAAUUCAUUCUGUCGUACACCAACGUGCCUCCGAACCCACGAGUUUGGUGGUCUCUGAGAACUGGGUCCUUUACAGUGUCUAUAACCAACGCUCUCUCCGCACCGAGUUCACUGUCAUGGAGCUCUUCGAGCCGCUUCACACCACUGAGAAUCUGGUUCCCAGUCCUUGGGACAUUUUAGUGCAUAGUCUUGUCCCUCCGUCUUCUUCCGCUAAAUCUGACGACCACAAUCGUCAGUUUUCCUCCCUUCGUCGCGCCGCUCAUUCUGCCCACGGUGGCAGCGAUGGGGUAUUAAUACCUGACAUCCUUCAACGUGCCUUCAUUCUGGGCAGUCCAUUGCGUUCUGGCGCGCUGGCCGUCUCACUGACUGAGCGUGGAAUCACUGCCAAGAGCCUCCUUUUUGGUUUGGAGACGGGGAACCUCUUGGAGCUACCCAAGUCCCUGGUGGAUCCACGACGCUCGUUGGACGUAACACCGGAACUUCAAGAGGAGGGUUUAGAACCUUACGCUCCAGAGCUCCCGAUGAGCACUCUCGCCGUCAUCUCGUAUAAUCUUACACUGGAGCGAAUUCAGCGUAUCUACACCGCACCCUCAGGACUGGAAUCUACCAGUCUCGUCUUUGCUCACGGACUAGACCUCUUUUUCACACGAAUAGCUCCUUCAAAGACCUAUGAUAUGUUGCGUGAUGAUUUUGACUACUACUUCAUCUCAAUGAUCGUAGUCGGUAUGACAGUAGCCUCCUACGUGACUAAGCACUUCGCUACUCGACGGGAGUUAGCCCGAGCUUGGCAGUGA